Messenger RNA from Cyanistes caeruleus (blue tit), 4642 nucleotides. The record is from RefSeq and is a predicted model, not a curated record. Lineage: Eukaryota; Metazoa; Chordata; Aves; Passeriformes; Paridae.
UCCCGCCGGGAUAUCCAAAAGCCUUCCUGCUGUAGGUGGCCCUGUCUGAGCUGAGCAGGUCACACCGCCAGAGGGUCUCUGCCACCCUCGCCACUCUGAGUCUGUCCAGAGUUUUACUCACUGCUGGACUCCGGUGCUUUAGGUCUCACUGGAUAUUUGGGCUUUGUUAUGCGUGGGGCCGAGUGGUUACAGGGCUCCUUGGGCAUGCUGGAGCAGUCUCUGCUUGCCUUCCCCAGUUCACUGCAUACACACACCCUCUGUUCCAGUGACCGUGGCUGGACACGGCCUAGCUGAGAGGGUACCUGGCUGUGACAGAGCCCAGACACUCCUCUUUUUAGUCCAGGAGCAAUUCCUCCUGGCAGCCAGGACUGGUAGCAGCAAGGGAUGGAAGGAAAGCAGAAGAGAAGUUACAGGAAAACCAGCCCCUGAAAAUGUGUAUUUGAGCACUGGUGGCUGGAGGGUCUGAGUGACCUAGUGCUGUCCAUUCAUACUUGGCAAAUUUUUAUCUCAGUCUUCCGCUUGUAAUAAUAUAAUAUGGAUAUGACUCAGUGGGCAGCUCUGGAACACAUUAUCUGAAUGGUGUCUGAGAGGUUUUCUGUUGAUGCCUUGGUCUGCAUGCUUUGAACUUCCUGGGGCAGCUGCCUCCGUGCUGCUGAGACAUUCCCAAAGGAAUGAGUGGCUGAUUGUGGCCCCACACAGCCUGUCUGGGGUGGCUCGUGUAAAGCCACACAGGCUUUGUGACUUUCCUUUGGAAUCUCACUUCUGAUGGUGGCACCAAGGAACUGCUCCAGGAUAAGUUGUGUUUGAUUUUUAACUCCAUGCCCAGCCUGUGUCUCAGUUCUUGUGUGCAGCUGCAGCAUUCCUGGGGCUGGCAGCCAGCCCAGGGUGUAGGGGCUGAGUCAACUGCUGUUGUCAGUAUUGCUACCCUGGGCAUUCAGAUGCUGUGAGUCAGGUUAAAAAGCCAUGACUUUAAAAAUAGUACACUGUGGGUUUCUGUCCAUGUGCCCACUGGUGUAGCAGCCUUCAGGUCUUACAUGUUGGAAGUGCUCUGGUUUGUGGUUUUUUGAUAUCUUGAGGAAAAACUUGCUUUCAAGAAGUUGAAUUUCAUUACUUUAGAAAAAGGCAGUCAGUAGAAAAGUUUUAGACUGGCAGAGGCCAGACCCAACCUCCUUUUGCUGUGUAAUUUGGAUUUUCUGUGUAAUUUUCUGUGUCCAGGGGCUGUGGCCAUGGAUCUAAUGAGGCAGAACUGCUCCUCAGCAGGAGAUACAGCAGCAUGGAAGGAGUUAAUACCUCGUGGUUAGAGUAGCUUUGUAUUGAGAUGGAAAUGACUAAGCACACUGCAUUCCUGAAGAGUUACAGAUUUUGAUUUAAAAUCUGCUUGUUUGGUACUGCCCAUGUCUUUGAGGCAUCAGCAUGGCAGAAUUGUUCAGAGGAGCUUUAGGGUUGUUCUGGAGAGGAACAGAAUGGGAAUAGCUGAGAGUUCUGGAAGAGGUCCUUUCCCUGCAGGAAUGAGCUGCCAGCUUCCCUAAGCUGCAGAAGACCAGAAACUGCUUUUUAUUUGGCUACUGACACAGGAGGCUUGGCGACAAGGACUCUGGGGUGGUUUAGGACUGCACAGCUUUCACAAAAGGACUGAGAUUGCCUCAGAGCUGCACGGGCUGGUCCAGGCGGUGUUUGUGCUCCCAGGAGCAGGACAAGGUCAGAGCAGCUAGCCCGGACUCGGUGACAGCGCCGGGCACUUCCGAGUGUGGUGCCAGCUUUGAUGUGUUCAAGACACGGGAGGAUGUAGCCAGGGCCAGACAUGGACUGUUUGUGAGCACUCUGGCCCCUGCCAUGCACCCCACGGCGGCUGGGGACAGCAGCUUCUCCCGCGCGGCUGUGCAGACCCUGUCCCGCAGCCACUGCCGCAACAUCAAGCAGAAGAUCUCCCAGUGGGAGGGCAGGACACGGGGCUGCCCCAGCAAGGAGAAGCAGCAGCCAAAGGACUUUGGAGUAAAGUAUGAUCCCAGCUGCAAUGCACUACCCAAAGUGAAGCCAGAAUGCACAGGGAAUGGCAGAAAGGCUGGGUCCAAAGAUCCAAAGAGCCUGGGGCUGGAUUUUAGGGAAGAUGCACGGAGCUGCUGGCAGACUGAGGACUGCAGUGGCCCAGCUUCUCGAGCCAAGCAGAAAGGAGAGGGGCAAACAGGAUUCCUGGCCCUGGGGGUGGCACUGCCCCCAGGGAACUUCUAUACCUCACAAGCUCUGUGGAGGAAAGCAGAUCCCCUCCUGCCUGGCAGAGCCCCUCCUGUUUCCUCGGACCUCCAGAGGAAGCAAGGCAGCUCUGGCUGCAUGGAAAGAGAGCUGCAAAUCAAAGGAGUGGACACUUUCUGCGGGGCAGAGAGAAGCUUGAGAAACAUUUACUCUGAGGUUGAGGGGCAAGAGGAGGAGCCAGCUCCUGAUCCACCACCCAAACCCCGCAGGACUUUCUGCUACCUGGCAGAGAAGGGUGCUGGUGCUUGUAGAGAUGCCAGUGCCAGUAGGGAAGCCGUCCUGCAAAAGCAGAGUGGAAGUGACUUGGUGUCAUCCUCCAACAGCCCUGAGAAGAAAAUAGCCAGCAGGAGGAUCAGAGGGAGAGCCCAGAGGAAAUCUUUUGAGUUUGAGGACAUCCAGGGCUUCCGCAAGCGGCCGGCAGCCAGCGGCUCCCACAGACCUCGGGAAGAGACAAAUGGCACUGCAGGAUCCAGGCUGGUCUACACUCAGUCUGAAGACAACAUCUACGAGGACAUUAUCUGUCCUACAAAAGAAGAUCCUUAUGAAGAUAUCAGAGCACUGCCCUUGCCCCUGUGGAAGGUCCCAUCUGUCUGGAAGCUGCCCCCUCCCCGGAGCAUUAGCAGGGCUCCCAAGCUGGUGCUAAAAAUACAGGAGAUCUUUGAUUCCAAGCGGGGAAAGAAGAAGGUGAAGCUGCUCAGUCCUUCCGGGAGAGAAGCAGCUCCAGUGAAAGGUGAAACCAGUGGGAAUGAAAGCGAUACGGAAAAUCAGCCCAAAAGUCACCACAGGUGCCCAAGGCACUCGGCCUCCAAGAGGAACCCGCACUACCAGACCUUGGAGAGGGAUCUCAUCGAGCUCCAGGAGCAGCGGCUGUUUGAGCUCUUCGUGGUGGUGUCCCUGCACAAGAAGGCAUCUGAGGUCACCUACACACCACACAUCAUCCAGCAGUUCCCCAGCAAGCCUGAACAUCCUUUCAGACCAUCAAAGGAUACUGAAGAGAGGCUAAAGGUCAUUCCCAAAUUCUGCUUUCCAGAUCCCAAAGACUGGUUCCCGUCAUCAGACCUUAAAAGUGAAACCUUUUCCUUCGUGCUGACGGGGGAGGACGGCAGCCGCUGGUUCGGGUACUGCAGGAAACUCCUGCCAGAAGGGAAAGGGAAACGCCUGCCUGAGGUGUACUGCAUCGUGAGCCGCCUGGGCUGCUUCAACCUCUUCUCUAAGAUCCUGGAUGAGGUGGAGAAGAGGCGGGAGAUGUCCCCAGCCCUGGUGCAUCCCUUCAUGCGCAGCGUGAUGGAGGCGCCAUUCCCUGCCCCGGGACGCACCAUCACCGUCAGGAGCUUCCUGCCAGGAGCAGGAGAUGAGGUGAUGGAGCUGUGCCGCCCCUUGGACUCCCGGCUGGAACACGUUGACUUUGAGUGCCUCUUGCAGUGUCUGAGUGUCUCCCACACCAUCCGGGUCUUUGCCUCACUCCUGCUGGAAAGGAGGGUCAUCUUUGUGGCUGACAACUUAAGCACUCUGUCUAAAUGUGGGCAUGCUGCAGUGGCAACACUUUAUCCCUUCACCUGGCAGCACACCUACAUCCCUGUCCUGCCAGCUUCCAUGAUCGACAUCGUGUGCUCUCCGACCCCAUUCCUCAUUGGCAUCCUCUCCUGCUCCCUGCCACAGCUCCAGGACCUGCCCAUAGAAGAGGUUCUGAUUGUUGAUCUUUGUGCUGAUAAGUUCUUGCAAGAGGUAUCAGAUGAGGAUGAGAUCCUGCCCCAUAAACUCCAGGCUGCACUUGUACAAAUCCUGGAAGAACGGAGUGAAAUCCUGUCACAUGGGCAGAGUGACACACAAGGUGACAUGACCCUGAACUCCCUGGUCUCGGAGGCUUUUGUGCAGUUCUUCGUGGAGAUUGUGGGGCACUACUCCCUGCACAUGAGCGUGACGGAGAAGGGGGAGCGCGUGUUCCAGCGGGAGCCCUUCCGCAAAUCCCACGGCUCCCGCACCGUGCGCCACUUCCUGCACUGCUUCAUGGAGACCCAGAUGUUUGCAGGCUUCAUCCAGGACCGGGAGCUCAGCAAGAACCUGGUCAAAGGCCUUUUUGAGGUUCGUGCCUUGGAGUAUUUGGAGAGUAUUCCAGAGACGGAACGAACUGGAAUGAACAAAAUCCUUCGCAGUCUUGGCAGUAAAAUGAAAUUCCUCCAGAAGAAGUGACCGGGCGCUGCUGCGGGACAGCGGCGGGAGGGGAACCCCGGGCCGGGCCGGGUUGAGCUGUGCCCUGGGAGGGCCGGGCCAGGCCGGGGGCUCCGCGUGUGCUGCGGUAACAACCAGCGCGGAUCGAUAACAGCUCACGGAUCGAUAACCAGCUCCAUGGAUCGAUAACAGCUCAUGGAUCAAUAACAUCGAUCCAACCCUU